Molecule: messenger RNA, 1698 nt
Organism: Zygotorulaspora mrakii
Lineage: Eukaryota; Fungi; Ascomycota; Saccharomycetes; Saccharomycetales; Saccharomycetaceae
Gene: PWP1
Product: rRNA-processing protein PWP1
Exons: 1
Coding region: 1-1698 (565 amino acids)
Biological process (GO): rRNA processing
Cellular component (GO): nucleus
Molecular function (GO): protein binding
Source: RefSeq, a predicted model, not a curated record
AUGAUAUCUUCGACAACAUGGGUGCCAAGGGGUUAUGCUUCUGAAUUUCCUGAGAAAUAUGAUCUGGAUGAUGAAGAGAUGGAGAGGAUUAACCAGCUGGCGCAGCUGAACUUGGAUGAUGCUAUAGCAGAUCUGAAAGAUGCUGAAGGUGAAGUAGAUGCUACCGAAAAUAUGGAAGUAGAUGGCCAAAGACUGCAAGACGAGUUGGCCAGGGAUGAUGAUUUGAAAGAGUAUGACUUGACCAAUGUCGCCGACGAAGAGGAUAUGAACGAGGAAGGACUGGAUGUCUCGAUGUUUCCGGGACUGACAAAUGAUAAGGCUAAGUUUCAUGAGGCAGAAGGUGGGGAGGAUCCGUAUAUUUCUUUGCCUACACAGGAGGAAACAGCAGAGGAAAAGCAAGAGUUGCAAGUGUAUCCGUCAGAUAAUAUGAUUUUAGCAACCAGAACAGAAGAUGACAUCUCGUUUCUUGAUGUAUAUGUUUACGAUGACGGUGCGGGUUUCCAUGAUGAGAGUAUAGCUGAUGAACAAGGAGAUGAAACAGAUCCUGACGUUGCUCGUGGUUUAGUGAGAGACAGUUCCUUAUACGUCCACCACGAUCUGAUGCUACCUGCAUUUCCUUUAUGCAUUGAAUGGCUGAACUACAAACCCGGUUCGAACUCUGAUGCGCCUGCAAAUUUUGCUGCUAUUGGUACAUUCGACCCUCAAAUUGAAAUUUGGAACUUAGAUUGUGUUGAGAAGGCUUUCCCAGAUGCUAUCCUUGGUGAGCCACAAGAUAAUUCGAUGCCAGCAUUAAAGAUUAACAAAAAGAAAAAGAAAUCAAAGAACGUUCACAAGCAUAUUACCUCGCAUCAUACAGAUGCUAUUCUAUCGCUUGCGCAUAAUAAACACUUUCGCUCUGUGCUAGCGUCCACAUCUGCCGACCAUACUGUAAAAUUGUGGGAUCUGAAUACUGCUACUGCUGCUCGCUCAAUGGCUUCAAUUCAUAACAAUACAAACGUUUCAGCAUCGGAAUGGCACAGUAGUAAUGGUUCGGUCUUGUUGACUGGUGGUUAUGAUUCUCGUGUUGCGCUUUCUGAUGUAAGAAUCCCUGACGAAUCCAAGAUGUCAAAGUAUUGGUCAGUAAUGAGUGGCGAAGAUAUUGAAUCUGCUACAUUUGCGGAUGAAAACAUAAUAUUAUGUGGUACUGAUUCAGGUAACGUUUACUCAUUUGAUAUCAGAAAUAGCGAUAAGUCGGAACCUGUUUGGACUCUAAAGGCCCAUGACGCUGGAAUUUCAGCACUCUCAGCAAAUAGAUUUAUUCCUGGCCUAAUGAGUACUGGUGCAAUGGGGGAGAAAGUAGUUAAACUAUGGAAAAUUCCAACAUCGGAAUCGAAUACUGGAAAAGGUCCCAACAUGGUUCUUUCUCGUGAUUUUGAUGUGGGUAACGUAUUAUCAGUUUCAUUCGCCUGCGAUAUCGAAGUAGCUGGUAACAUGGUCAUUGGUGGUGUUAACAAAGGGUUGAAGCUUUGGGAUGUUUUCACAAACAGAACCGUUCGUAGAGUUUUCUCAAAUGAAUUAUCCACGGUUCAAAAAAGAGCUAAAGAAGAAGCUCAAUCUGUUGGUAAAAGUUCUAGGAUUGCAAGGAAAUAUAGAAAAAAUGAUAACUCAGAGACUGUGAUAACUAUUGCUGAUCAGCGUGAGGAUGACGAUGAAGAAUAA